ACCCCAAACGCUUGAUAGAAUACCAAACAUAAAUACUUAAAAAAAAAGCACAAGAAAACAAAACAAACGAGGCUGAGGUUUUAGGAAACACUUUACCCUUUUCAUCUCUAUUGUCUUCCCUUCCUUUUCUAGGGUUUAUAAGGUUAGGGUUUCAUCCACCCCCUUCUCUCUCUACCUCUUUCUCUCUCCUCUUCUCGAUUACCAAUGGAUAGGUACCAGAAGGUCCAGAAACCCAAACCAGAGUCUCCCAUCAACGAAAAUGAGAUCCGAAUCACCACUCAAGGCGCCAUUCGGAACUACAUCACCUACGCUACUUCACUUCUUCAGGAAAAGCAGGCUAAAGAGAUUGUCUUGAAGGCAAUGGGACAAGCAAUCAGCAAGACAGUUGCCAUUUCAGAGAUUCUGAAGAAGAGGAUUGCCCAUUUGCACCAAGAUACUGCCAUCAGCUCAGUUAGCAUAACAGAUGUGUGGGAGCCCAUUGAAGAGGGUCUUGUACCUGUGGAAAUGACUCGACAUGUCUCUAUGAUCUCAAUCACCUUAUCAACCGGAGAAUUAGACAAAAAUUCCCCUGGGUAUCAACCUCCAUCUAAUGUGGAACAACCAAAGCCACACUCUAAUUAUCAGCAGCAACCUAUAAAACCAGCACAAGAUUCUUACAAUGCUGUAAAUGAAGACUCGUAUGGCCGAGGUCGUGGUCGAGGUAGGGGGAGAGGAAGAGGAAGAAAUUGGGGAAGGGGUGGUUAUGGAAGUUAUCAAGGCGGUUAUGGAAAUUAUCAAGGUGGUUAUGACUAUUACCAAGGUGGAUAUGCAAAUUAUCAAGAUAAUGGUGGAUAUUCUAAUCGUGGCCGAGGUGGAGGUCGAGGCAGAGGUUGGGGGUAUCGUGGUACUGGUUAUGGUGGUGGCAGAGGCGGAGGUUAUGAAGGCGGAAGAGGAGGAGGUUAUGAAGGUGGAAGAGGCGGAGGUUAUGACGGUGGCAGGGGUGGGGGUUAUGAAGGUGGCAGGGGCGGAGGCUAUGAAGGAGGCCGGGGCGGAGGCUAUGACGGUGGCAGGGGUGGAGGCUAUGAAGGCGGCAGAGGUAUGGGUUAUGUAGGAGGCAGAGGUGGAGGAAUGGGUUACGUCGGAGGCAGAGGUGGAGGUAUGGGUUAUGAAAGAGGCAGAGGUGGAGGCAGGGGAUAUGGCCGUGGCAGGGGAAGAAUCGGUGGACGUGGUAGGGGUGGCGACAACCAAGCAUAAUAGCAAUGGCUGUUGCUUUCAUUCAUGCUAAAUGCUUGCCUUAAUAGUGCAGUUAUUUAUUAGAAUACUGUGUUGAUAGUAUGAUGUGGUUCAUGAUACAGCCAGCAUUAAUGUUUUUUCUUCAUGAAACUGAUUUGGGCAAGGUUUUGUUCAUCUUUAGAUUUAGCUGGAAAAAGCAUCUUUGGUUUUAUGAUUGCUGUAAUUCAUUACACUUUUUAUGGUUUUGCAAACACCAUAUUUUUAUCUGUAUCUGGUUUCUAUAUGGCUUUCAAUUUAAUCAAAGUGUAGCUCUUCUUUUUUUC
Messenger RNA from Vicia villosa (hairy vetch), 1535 nucleotides. Its product is annotated as glycine-rich cell wall structural protein 1.0-like. Gene Ontology annotation, molecular function: RNA binding. The record is from RefSeq and is a predicted model, not a curated record. The transcript has 8 exons. Bases 205 to 1233 code for a protein of 342 amino acids. NCBI's taxonomy places the organism in Eukaryota, Viridiplantae, Streptophyta, Magnoliopsida, Fabales, Fabaceae.